CGAAGACUCACAAGUGUGCCGUGUGUGUGACAGACUCUGGGGUCUGAAGUAAAGCGACCGUCCACGGAGACAGGCAAAGCCUCUAGGGGGCCAUGUCUGGCGGCAGCAGUGCUAACAACAGCUGGACCAUCCUCACUCCUGAGGAGACUGUCGCUGAAACCCUGAGGCCUUUGGCAGAGGGAACAGAGCACCAUGAAGACAGCCAUACAUCUGCAGCAGGCUCUGGAGCAAACCAGCCUGCAGAGGGUGAAGCAUCUGCAGAGGGGUCCCCUGUGGAGGCGCACCUGGUAUCAGAAGAAAAACCAGCAGAGCUAAGUGGAGGCACAAGCACUGAGCAGCACACCUCCGUGCCCACCGCCAUCACUGAUGCCCCUGUUCCCACUUCUUUGGAAGUCUCCAGCAGCUUAGUUCCUGGCAGUGAUGCACUCAGCCAGUCAGAGGGCCUACCCCAGGGGCCGGCACAGUCCAGCCCUGACCCCGAUUCAUUCUCUGACUCCUACUCCCACAUAACCCCCUCCCCUGAUGAGCCCCCAGCGUCAUUGCUGAGCACAGAGACUCUGGGAGGGAUGGAGUUUACGCAAGAGGAAGAGAGGCUUGCACAGGAAGGAACACUGCAUCCAUUAAAUGGGGAGGAGCUACAUCAGGAAGAGGAUGAGACAGACCUGUCUCCAAGGACGACUGAUUUAGGGAAACAGGCAGAUUCCCCUGUGGAUUCAGAGGUGGGUGAGGAGAGGGCUGAGAGGACGGAGGAGGAAGGAGAGUCAGAGGUGAGGAGGAGGUCUCUCUUAGCAGCUCUGGAACGGAUCGGGAGGGCAGAGGAGGAAGAGGAAGGAGAGGAAGAGUUUCAGCUGCCACAGCGAGAGGAAGACAGCGGGUUCUCUGUGAACAAGUGCAUCCUUGGUGCUGUCAUUCUGCUAGGCCUCGGCACCAUCUUUUUCUCAGGUGUCUUCAUGGACCUGGAUGAGGAGAGUGAUUAUGGUACCAGGGAACUGAAAGAUUCAGAGGUUCCAGGAAAACAGGAGUGGCUUAAUCCGGAGGUUCCUCCACCCCCAGUAGAUGCUGACAGUACAGAGCUUCUAAAUAAGUUAGCCAAAGGGAACCAGCAUAUUUCUGUGCUACAAGCCCAACUUCAGGCACAGGGAGAAGAGCUAAAAGUAGCCAAGGGACAGGCAGCAGAGGGAGCAAAGGAGCGGCUGCGGUGGGAGGAGGUGGAGAAGGAAAACAGUAGGUUGAAGACAGAGAUGGCAUCUCUCCCUGUUCUUCAGACAGAGAAUGAGAGGAUGAAGAGAGAGCUGGAGUCUGUCCCGGCCCUACAGAAAGAACUAGACACACUGAGAUCGACUGUGACUGAAUUAAAACGCUCCUCAGCAGCCAGUGAAGCAGUUCAAGCGCCUGUGAAGCCCACUCCAUCGCCCCCCAGUGGCCAACCAGAGGACAGCAGGCAGGACACAGCUGGAACUGUAGAAACACAGGCCAGGAAACCAUGGGAUGACCAGAAGGAGAAGAAGACAGAUUGGAAGAAGGAAAAACAUGACAUUGGUGAAAACAAGGGGUGGAAACGCAAAGAUGGAGGUAAAACAGAAUGGAAAAAGGGAAAACAUGAGCAAGGAAAAUUUGACAAAGAGAAAGAUAAGGUAGAUAAGCAGAAGAGGCACAGUGAUGAGACAAAACAAUUGAAGGAGAAAGAGUGGAAGAAAGAAGUGGGGAGCAGAGGUGAUGAAGGAAAGCCAUGGAAGGCUAGGGAAGGGAAGAAAGAACAGAUAGAAAAGAGUGAGAGAAAAGAUAGGAAGGAAGAGAAAGAUUGGAAAAAGGCAAAGCAUGAGAAAGUAAAUGAGGGUAAACAAUGGAAAGGUAAGGAGGAGAAGAAGGAUUGGAAGGGAGGAAAGGACCGUGAAGAGAAGCACAAGGGGAAACGCGAGUGGAAGGGAGAGAAGGAGUGGAGGAAAGUGAAAGACGGCUUCAAGGGAAGUGGCAAUGAGAAAUGGGAGAAGAAAGAUUGGAAAGAGAAAGGAGAGAGGAAGGAGUGGAGAGGUAAAAAUGGCAAAGAUGAGGGUAAAGAUCGGAAAGGAAAGGGUGAAAGGAAACAGUGGGACGAGAGCGAAAAUCACGGCAAGAAUUAUGGUAAAGACAGGAAAGGGAAGGAUGAGAGGAAACACUGGAACGAGAAUGAGUGGAAGAGUAAAAAUGGUAAAGGUGAUAAGGAAUGGAAGAGGAAGAAUGAGAGGAAACAGUGGAACGAAAAUGAGAGGAAGAGUAAAAAUGGUAAAGGUGAUAAGGAAUGGAAGAAAGGGGAUGAGACGAAACAGUGGGAAAGGAAAGAGGAUGAGUGGAAGAGAGGACAGAAAGAGAAAAAGCACAACGGAGAUUGGAAAAGGGACAGAUCAAGCGCUGAAAAACACAAAGAUGAGCACAAAUUUUCCGGUAAUCACAAUAAUGACCACCAUGAAAAGCAUGAGUGGGGAGAUAGGAAAGCCCCUCACACACAUCGCAGACCCUCCAUGGAACAGCCUGAGUACUGGGUCCAGCAGAGAGACCGGCUCCAGCACAACCCCAAACCACCACAGCACUGUAACUCAUUGGAGACCUGCGCUCAGGCCGAGGGGCUGCUUCCUGUCCCCUUCCCUGAGUUUGAGGCCAUCCUCCGCGCUUACCUAGCCAAAGCAGAGGAGGUUGGAGUGGAUGCUUCCAAAACAGAGGAGCUCAAAAAGCUAGCUGCCAACUUCUUCAAGGAUGGGGUCUUUGUUCAUGACCAGAUGAGCUUUCAAGAUUUUGCGGAGGAUGUGGGAGAUAUUCUGGAAGAUAUGGUGGAAGGGGAUGAGAACGGGGAGGAGGAGGAGGAUGAGGAGGAUAGCGCCAUAGAGCAAGAAAUGGAGGAGUUUGAAAGAGAAGUCAUGAAAAAGUUUUCAGUGCCAGGAGCGGGAGAGAAAGAGGAGAAAAUCAAAGGGGAGUGGAGGAAGGAGAGCGGACGAGGACGUGGCUGACGUGAAAAAAAUUGAUGGAUCUGUCGAAAGUAGCUGAGAGGAGUCAUGACAGAUGAGGGGUUAUUCAAAGGGAACACUUGCUAUUGGACCACAAAUGCUUACAAGUAUACAUUAAUCCUCCUGUCAUCCUUUUUUUUUUCUUUCUUUUUUUUUUUUAUUUUAUUUUAUACAGGAUCUUAUUUUACGAUUGCCGUCUGCUGUCCCGGUGAUACAACUUAUAAUUUCAUUUCACUGUUUUGGGGAAGUUUUGUAUUUCACCUGCACACAUGCUCACAUCUUAGUACACAGUGGUGUAGAGAAAGGGCUUGCAUCUAAAUCAGACUAUAGGGUUUAUUUGGGUGGAUGUACAAGAGAAGAAGACUGCACUUAAGCUUCAGUGUUUUCCCUGUAAUGUAAUGACACUAGUUAAGCAUAAUGCCUACAGUAGCUACUCCUUGUGUCCAUAGAAAACUCUCCAAAACGUCCAGCUUCAUAUAUCUGACUGAGCACCUGCAGCUCAUGUUGAACAUCCACUGGUGUGAAAGUUAGUUCUGUAGAUACUGUAACUUCCUCUCUUUGCAUAGGGAGAUUAAAGCUGUUAGACUGAGUUGGAUGUUACUCUGCUUUGACUCUCAUCUCUAGAAUAACCACUGUACAGUCUCAGUCACACAUGACACCUCUUCCAUUGCAAACAGCACUGUGCACUGUUGGAAGUCCACCUAUUCACUGAUCAGGCCUGUACCUACAGUAUGUCAUCUUAAUGGAGUAAUUACUUAAGCCUGACUUUUAAUGUCAAAUUACCUUCAAAACAUAAACAGUUUUUUAUGAAGGGUGGAGUGAACGUGAACUGCUGAAAUGGUUUAGUGAAUAUUUUAUGUGAAACUAUAGAAAUCUGCAUUGGUUUUGUUUUGAAUGUUUGUACAUAUUGCAUUAAACGUGUUUAAGAACUAUGCUGAAAUAUAUAGCUAAAUUAUUUUAUAGAAGUUGGCAUAAUAUAGGCAGAAAACAAUUGGCGGGCACAUAAAAUAUUGACAUGUUGAACAUGUGUUCCUUUUCAGGUACAGAACUUGUAUUGUGCACUAAAAUGUCCUUAAUUGUUUUAUUAUGAAUGUAACAUUUGUUUUUAUUGGUUAAGUUGGUCACUUAGCACUUAGGUCAUGGGAAAUAGUUUUCAGAAAUAGCAGUAAUAGGUUCUUUUUUUAUUUCUUUAAACGCUAACUUGUGAAAUGUUGCUAAUUCAAGGACCUACAGCCGAAUACUGAUUGUCUUUCAGAGGGUAACAAUGCUGCAUAUAGACCUUCGUAUGUUGGGAUGCUCAUAUUUGGCCAUUUUAUUGUUAUAAGAGCAGAAUAAUAAAU
This is a messenger RNA of Seriola dumerili (greater amberjack), 4318 nucleotides long. It is a transcript of the gene pbxip1b, whose product is annotated as pre-B-cell leukemia transcription factor-interacting protein 1-like. The transcript has 12 exons. Bases 93 to 2981 code for a protein of 962 amino acids. NCBI's taxonomy places the organism in Eukaryota, Metazoa, Chordata, Actinopteri, Carangiformes, Carangidae. The record is from RefSeq and is a predicted model, not a curated record.